GGGACGAGAGCUGCUAUGUUUGUAUAUGGUAUGGUCGGGCUUGAGAACAUGGCAUUCUUAUCAAUGGCUGUCAGCUUGGUAACUUAUUUCUAUGGUUAUAUGAACUUCAGUUUGACCAAGUCAGCCACAACGCUCACAAACUUCAUGGGCACUGCAUUUCUAGGAUCACUGUUUGGAGGGUUUAUUUCCGACACAUACUUGUCAAGAUUUAAGACUUGCAUCCUAUUCGCAUCUUUUGAAGUAGUGGGUUAUGCACUCCUAGCAGUUCAAGCACACUUCCAACAGUUAAGACCCAUUCCCUGUAACCCUAGCCUAGUAAAUCAAUGUCAGUCGGCAGAAAGUGGUCAAGAGGCGAUACUGUUCACAGGUCUGUAUUUGGUUGCAUUUGGGACCAGUGGAGUUAAAGCCGCUCUGCCUUCCUUGGGAGCUGACCAAUUUGAUGAAAGGGACCCUAAAGAGGCGGAAUCACUUGCAAGCUUCUUCAACUGGUAUCUGUUCAGCGUCACAAUCGGGGCUAUAUUUGGCGUUACUUUUGUAGUCUGGAUCAGCUCCAACCUGGGUUGGGCUUGGGGGUUCAGUGUGUGCUCCAUAUCUGUUCUAGUAGCAGCUCUUUUUCUACUCAUGGGGAAAUCCAUGUACCGGAAUUAUGUACCUGAAGGAAGCCCAAUUCUUCGAAUUCUACAAGUAUUUGUGGUGGCCAUUAGAAACCGAAAUAUACCAAUACCGGAGAUGUCUGAGGAGUUGCAUGAACUUCAUGACAAAGAAGCUGGAGUAACGACUGAUAUUCUUCUCAGAACAAAUCAAUUCAGAUGUCUGGACAGGGCAGCAAUUAUUAGCACUGCACUUGAUUUAACCGACUUGCGACCAUCAGGGUCAUGGAAACUAUGUACAGUAACACAGGUUGAAGAAACAAAAAUUUUAAUCCGCAUGCUCCCUAUUAUUUUAAGCACUGUGUUCAUGAACACAUGUUUGGCUCAACUACAAACUUUCACCAUUCAGCAAAGUACAACCAUGGACAGGAACCUCCUUGGGUUUCAAGUUCCUGGUCCCUCCAUUCCAGUAAUCCCACUAGUGUUCAUGUUUUUACUAAUCCCAGUUUAUGAUCGUAUUUUGGUGCCACUCAUGAGAAGGUUCACUGGGAUACCAACAGGAAUCCGACACCUUCAAAGGAUUGGAGUAGGAUUAGUUCUCUCAGCCAUCUCGAUGGCAGUGGCUGGAGUCGUUGAAACUCACCGUAAAUCUGUGGCUAUUGACAAUAACAUGGUUGAUUCCCCAGGCCCUCUGCCUUUCACAGUUUUCUGGCUAGGUUUCCACUAUGCCAUUUUUGGAGUGGCUGAUAUGUUUACAUUGGUAGGGUUGCUAGAGUUUUUCUAUGAAGAGAGUUCAUCAGGCAUGAAGUCGCUUGGGACAGCUAUCUCAUGGUGUUCAUUGGCUUUCGGAUACUACUUGAGCUCAAUAGUGGUGGAGGUGGUGAAUAAAGUGAGUGGUGGGUGGUUAGCCAGUAACAAUUUGAAUAGAGACAAGUUAAAUUACUUUUAUUGGUUAUUAGCAGGACUAAGUAUGGUGAAUUUAGGGGUUUAUUUGAAGUGUGCCUCUUGGUAUAAAUAUAAAAAGGUGGGUAUGAAGCAGAUUGAUGCAGGCAGCAAUGAUGAUGGCACAAGUGAAGGAAAGAUUCAAAUAUCUAAUGAGUAGAUAAAAUUCACACGCUAGAGAUGUAUUUACAAGUGUAUGGAAACUCAUCUUCAUAAUACCUAUAAUUCUGUAUUAUUCUGUGUAUCACAAUGCAAAUAACAAGUAAAUUAUGAAGGGGGUGGAAUUUUGAUGCACAUAUAUGAAUUGAAAAUUUCUGUGUAUUAUUCCUUAUAUUCGUCU
Messenger RNA from Cynara cardunculus var. scolymus (artichoke), 1872 nucleotides. Its product is annotated as protein NRT1/ PTR FAMILY 4.5-like. Gene Ontology annotation, cellular component: membrane. The transcript is spliced from 5 exons. NCBI's taxonomy places the organism in Eukaryota, Viridiplantae, Streptophyta, Magnoliopsida, Asterales, Asteraceae. Gene Ontology annotation, biological process: transmembrane transport. The record is from RefSeq and is a predicted model, not a curated record. Bases 16 to 1692 code for a protein of 558 amino acids. Gene Ontology annotation, molecular function: transmembrane transporter activity.